GCCUGCCUGCAUGGUGUAUCUGCACACGCCCGAGACAGUUGAGCAUACCAUCAGGUCCUGAUUUCUGGGACAAGGGGUAUUGAAGCUCCCUUGUGCCAAGUAUCAAUGUUAUUUCUACGCAAUAGCUAUCGGUAUGGUUCAUCUGUCUCAACUGGUCUAGCAAACACAGUGUACCCCGCACCGCCUCCUUUCAAAGAUAUUUCCACCUCCUGCAGGCAGCCGCACCUCACGAAAUGAUUUGAUCGAUCUCCAUAAAUAUCCUUGCCGUAAUUCCCCGCUGUUUUUCUUUACCAAACGGACUUCUUCACCCGUAACACUCCGCAGAUUGUCCAAGUUUCCGACCUUUCUGACCCCAAAUACUUAUCCUCACGUCUUUCAAUUCUGUCCCAGCUGUGGUACCUCGCGGCGUCUCUCCCUCUGGAGACCAGAUUAAGUCAGCUUGAUAUCUUCAACAUCGAUAACUCCCAUCCAAAGCCACAAAAGCAAGCAGCCCAUCCUGUUGCCACGGAACAACUCAUUCCAUCUGCCAAAUCAAGCCGCCACCCCAAAAACAGUCUAUCACCAGUCGAAAACUUCCCAGCAACAUGUCUGACAAUCUUUCCAUCGCCACUAUGGAGACUACACUCUCAGUCCCAGUUGAGAGAGGAGCCUUCUCGCUCUUCCCCAAGCUGCCGAUUGAGCUUCGAAGAAUGAUCUGGUGGUCAAGCUGUGCCCUCAACCUGCCACGACUAAUCAACAUCUCUAAAGUAUGGUUAUUAAACAAUUGGAGUAGGCUCGUUGCCCGUUACGUGAUUCCAAGCCAACUUCGAAUCAACCAGGAGAGUCGCCAGUGUGCACAAAGAUAUUACGAUUACGCCUUUGGCCCUCAAAUGAACGGAAGACAGAUCCACUUCAACUUUGACAUCGAUGCUCUCGUCUUUGAUAAGUAUCCGACUUUACUUCAGUUCAUAGGAACCUGCCAUGUUGAGGGUAGAUACUUUCUACCAGCUUUGUUGCCCGUACACAAGAAAGUUUUGGCUAUUGCCGUGUGUCAACGCAGCUUUUGCGGUCUCCCUUGUCGCGGCCAAGACCUUGAAGCUCUUGGCAACCCUGAUUACUUGCAGAUGAUUACAUCGAAGGUCGCGCCAGCUAACUCGAAGGCAAUGGAGGAGCAAAAAUGGCGAGACCGUUGGGAGCGACAGUAUUCGAACGGUUUAAAUGGUUACUUCGGUCCAACCGUAAAGUGUUCCACCAUCAAGCAGUUCCAAACCAAGCUCAACAUCCUCCAUAAUCCAAAGCUUGGCCCCAAACCCAAACCUAAGCCUGUUGUCGCGCCAAAACGUCGAUCUGCACGUCUCCAAGGAAGGGCCUCCUCCACGUGAAGACAUCGGAGCAAGUAAGCACAGCAUGGAGGUACUGGGCAUACUUUUAUGGAGGACACAAUGUUUUCUGAGGGCCAGAAUGAGUCUUGAAAAUUCAAUUUAGCUGGUCCAACAUCGGAAUCGUGGAGAGCACAAACGAAGGCAGUGGUAGUCUGUACUUUACGCCAGUACUGGGUUGAGGCCAUGGAGAAGGGUGGAACUACAAAAGUGUGAUGCUCAUCCUUGUUUUGGACGGGGAAUCAGAGACUGGAUAUGCAGGCUUUGUAAAUUAGUCAACGGUCAAUAACAUUCCAG
Messenger RNA from Cadophora gregata, 1655 nucleotides. RefSeq lists its product as uncharacterized. NCBI's taxonomy places the organism in Eukaryota, Fungi, Ascomycota, Leotiomycetes, Helotiales, Ploettnerulaceae. The record is from RefSeq and is a predicted model, not a curated record. The coding region runs from base 585 to 1361 and encodes 258 amino acids. The transcript is spliced from 2 exons.